Molecule: messenger RNA, 1641 nt
Organism: Paramecium pentaurelia
Lineage: Eukaryota; Ciliophora; Oligohymenophorea; Peniculida; Parameciidae
Source: the annotation of a GenBank genome assembly
AUGUUUAAAGCUAAAAUGAUAGAAAAUGAAAAAGAAUUUAAAUGUUAACACAAACAUGGCUAACCAAUACUUUUGGUUGUACUUGAUCCAAAACUAGACAAGAAACAAAGACUUUUAUGCAAUAAAUGCAUGGAAAACUUUGAAUCAGAUGCAAAAACUAUAGGAUUUUAAAAAUUAAUCAACAUUAUUGAGGAUAUUAUUGAUCAAAAUAUGAACAGCUUAGAAAAUAUUGUUUAGAAGACAGUUCAAUAAUUAUCAAUUUGUAUCAAAAGUAUAUAAGAAUUAAAGACAUAAUUGAUGAAAUUAUUUGAUUCUAUGAUUAUCAUAGCUCAAGAUUGGACUCAAAAUCUAUUGGCAUAAAGUUAAUAAUUCAACUAAUACAGUUUAUAUGAUGAAUUAGAUUGCUUUAUUAAGAAUUAGAAUAUUAAUUAUAUAUCUAAUAUAAAACUUAUCAAUAAUAUUAAUAUAUUUUGGAAGACGAAACUAUCUAAUAACUUAAAUUAAUAUAUUCAAGAUAAAGAUAAACUUAACUUUAAAUAGAUAAAGGAAAAAUUUAUUAACAUUGGUUGUUCAAGUUUGUCACAAAAUAGUGAAAUCAAAUUAAAUUUAAUUGAUUAAUCUGUUAAAUAAAAUGUGUAAUGUAAAGCAAUAGUUUUUGAUUCUUCUGGGUCUAUUAUGGUAUCAACCGAAUACAAUGAUAUUAAAGUAUGGAGCUUUCUAAAUGGAACAAUAAAAUUGAUUAAAACAUUGUAAGGACAUAAUAGUUCGAUUUAAUGUUUAGUUUAUAGUAAGAAAUAGAAUUUCCUUAUUUCAAGUGCAGGAGACAAGACAAUAAGAUGCUGGAAACAAUUGGAUAAAAUAGAUUGGAGUAGUUCAAAACCUUAUUAAUAACAUACAAAUAUUGUAGGAUGUAUUAUAUUAAAUUCAAAUGAGGAUUUACUAUUUUCUGGAAGUUUUGAUAAAUCAAUUAAAGUAUGGAAGGUUGAUUUUAAUAAAAAUAUAUUGACAUACAUGUAUUCAUUGGAUAAACAUGAAAAUAAAGUUAAUGCAUUAAGUUUAAAUUAAUCAGAAACAUAAUUAGUAUCAUGUGCAGAUAGUAAGAAUUAAAUUAUAAUUUGGGAAAGAAAAGAAUAAGAUAAGUUUGAAUUCAAACAUUUUGUUAUAAUGGAUGAAAUUUAUAAAAAAAAAAUAAAGGUAUUUUUAUUGAUUAAUUCAAUUUUAGUUAUCAUCUAUACAUAGUCAAUUUAAGAAGAAGGACUUAAGGUUAAAUUUAUUAAAGAUAAUUAAUUUAUUUGGAUAACUGGUGGUAAAGAAAUAGAUAAACUCUAUGUAUUUGAAUUAAAAGAAGGAGUCUUUUAAGAAAAUUAGGAGAAGACAAUUCAAUUAAUUAUAAAUAAUUAGAAAGUUGAUGAAUAUCGUUUUCCAAUAAUUUACAAUAAGGAGAGGAAUUUAAUUGUAGUAAGACAUAAAACCUAUAUUUAUAUCAUUAGAGAAAUAAAUAAUGGUAAGUUCAAAAUAGUUGAGUAAUUGAAUUGCGAAACAAAAGCUAUUUAAGGAACUAUUACAAAAAAUGGAUAAUAUUUGGUCUUUUGGGAUGAAAAAACUCAAGGAUAUUCAAUAUAUGAAUUAUUAAAUAAAUGA